Cuscuta epithymum is the source of this 1224-nucleotide messenger RNA. NCBI's taxonomy places the organism in Eukaryota, Viridiplantae, Streptophyta, Magnoliopsida, Solanales, Convolvulaceae. The record is from the annotation of a GenBank genome assembly.
CCCAAUUAUUAUUAUUUCACAUGGUGGUGGGGGCGCGGUUAUGGUGGCCAGAAUUAUGGCGGACAGCAGCAGCCUCGAGGUCCUCCUAUGCAGGGGUACGGUGCACCUCCAGCGCUAUCCAGUUGGCAGAUGGCUCCUCCCAACUAUGCUCCACGUGGACCGCAAGCUCCUGGGUUUCAAGGUACGAUUUUAAGUAAUUCUGGUCGUGUUAUAGUCAAUAUAAAUGCUUUAUUUGCUUGUGUUACUCACCCUACUUUUGUAGGUUUUCCAUUAGUUGAGAAUUCUUUUCAGUCCCCCCACCACCCAUAGUGUGUCAGAUAUGUUUUUCUCCUGGUCAUUCUGCUUUGGCUUGUCCUCGUUUUGUCAACUCUACUGCUCCAGCAUUGGCGGCUCUUCCCACAGGCGAAUCAAAUGAAUCUGUUUGGUACCCCGACUUUGGGGCUUCGGCUCAUAUGACUCUGUCUGAAGGACAAUCACACGGGGGCCAUCCUUCUUCAAGCCACCAAUAAAAACUGUGUCUAUCCCUUUACAACUGUCCAUCAACCUGUUCCCUCUCUUGCCCUCAAGACCACACUUGUACCAGGACCCGUUUGGCAUAAAAGACUCAGACACUGUGGGGAUCACAUUUUCCGGAUAGUUGUCGCUCCACUACAGGUUAUGCUAUUUUCCUAGGUGGAAAUUUGGUAUCAUGGCGUUCCAAGAAACAACCCACCGUAUCCAAAUCGUCUACAGAAGCGGAAUAUCGUGCAGUUGCAUAUACCGUUCAAGACACCUUAUUUAUUCGUUCCCUUCUAUACGACAUGGGCAUUACACUUCCUAAUCCGGUGCAGUUAUUUUGUGACAACGUCUCCGCAUCUUAUCUUGCAGUAAAUCCUAUUCAGCACGACCGCAACAAACAUAUAAAAAUUGAUUAUCAUUUUGUUCGUGAAUGAGUGGCUCAUGGCGAUCUGUUGGUCAGAUACAUUCCUACUCAGUAUCAGCUGACGGAUAUUUUUACCAAGAACUUAACUAGUCAGCGUUUUGAAUUUUUACGUUCCAAUCUGCACGUGAUUUCUCCCGCACAGAUUGAGGGGGUGUAAUAGCGUAUUAUUAUUAGUAUUAUUAAGGACUUAUGUGUAAUUAUUUAUUCCAUGAUUAGUAUAAAUACACCUCUAGGGCUAUCACAUUGGUAAGCCAUUAUUCCCAAUUAUUAUUAUUUCACAAGAUGAAGGGUUUUUAUUCUCG